UAAGGUCCCUAUUUAUUACUGACAGAUCAGUAACCAAGUAAUUACUGACUCUAUCCCAAGCCCAAUUUAUUAGCAUGUCAUCUUUCUUAUUCUUUUCUGCUACAGGUUUUUGAGAAUUAUUACAAUUAUGUUAAAAAUAAUGAGUUAUUUUGCAGAUAAAAUGGAACUUAUGAAUUAGCUACGUUCAUGGUGGAGACAAAAUUGAAUCUAUCAUAUCCAUAGGUCUAUUUGCUCCUUAAAAUUGUAUUGAUUUUACUAGUUGCAACUCCAAGUGUUUUUUUUAAUGGUGAAAAUGCAUUACCAAGAAAAUACACCAGAGGUGUAUACAAAGUACACAAAACAUAAGGAAAAAUGAGAAAUGAGGGGACACCGCCAGUUCGCCGAGGGAAAAGAAAAACAAAGGAAGAAAGUGCAGGGAAAAACAUAACUGGAAAAGCAACACAAAUAAAACAAAACAAAGAUGUUCAAGAAGAGGGACAUGUCUGAAGUGCAGGGGGUUGCAACUCCAAGUGUUGAGAGAGAUUUUUCAGCUUUGGGUUACAUGAAGAACAAGUUUCAGAAUUGAAUAGACAAUAAGUUCGUGAAUAAUUGUCUAGUGUGAUAAAUUGAAAGAGAUUUAUUGAACACUAUAGACAAUGAGUAUAUUUUACCAAUUUUUUCAAAAUAUAAUAAUACUUCAUGAAUUUUUGUUGUAACUUGUACUAGUCAGAUAUUUUCUUAUUUAAGAUUUUUUCAAAUUUUAAUUAUUAUUAUAAUUUAAUAAUUGAAAGGGACACCGUGUAUACAUUUCAUGGGUCUGCCACUGACGACAUAAGCCUUCCUCCUGUCAUGUCAGCAAAAUACCACUAUGUUGAGAAAUAGUUGUAAAAUACCGCUAUUUAAAAAAAAUAUUUUAAAAACGUUUAUUUUUAAUAUAAAUCCCCAAACAAGGCAUUCAUAAAAAGUACCCUUAAUUAACUGAGAGAAAGCUUAAAAAAAGCAAUUAAAGAAGGAAAAUCAAACACAGCAUUUGGAAAAUGUAACUGUCCGUCAAAUAAUUAGAAUUAAAUAAACGAAAGUUAAGGAAUGCAAUAGUCAUAUAUAGAUGCGAUAAUAAUUUACGGAAUAUCAUUUCUCGCCUAUAAUCAAGGAGAAGUUAUGAUUUACAUGAGUAUGUUAACAAAUUCUCUUCUAUAUAUAUAGAAAAGUUGAUACCCUAGUUAUCAUAUCACCCUACCUCGGCGAAUACCAUACCACACACACUAGGAAAAAAAACAAGUUCAGCGAGAAAUCAAUUACGAUGAAGACCUCAUCAACAUCGACGGCAAUUUUCUUUGUCAUUACACUGAUGUGCCUCUGUCUUGGGAACGAGGUAGUAGCUUGGCCCCGUCAUAAUCCAGAUGAGCCUUGGGAUCCAAAGCAUUACUGCAAAUUCACCUCUUUCCCUGAAUAUUUCGUGCGCGGCCACCACUGCAAGGAGGACCGGAUUUGCGACAUCGCGUGCAACGAUAAGUUUGGUGAUGAACUUGGGCUGGUAGUUGUUGGAAAAUGCGAGAAACAGCAGUGUGCAUGCUUCGCGUUAUGUGCAGUGCCGUACGGCCAUCACUAAAUUACGUACCAAGUGUCCAUGCCAUGCGGCGGCUAAAUAAUUUAUGUGGCGGCCUAGUUAUAGGAGUUAUUUGUUGGUAGGGUAUUUCAUGUGUUCCUGCUAUUUUUAUUUAUUGGUGAAAAUAUUGACAAAGUGAGAUCCUAGCUAGCUAGUUAGCUAGUCAAAGAAAACGUUUAGUAAAAGUUCAGUUAGUUUAUAAGGAAAGCUUCGGUUCUGUGAAGGCUGAGAUUGAGAUGUUAUUCAUCCAUUUAUUAUAAAAAAAAAAAAAAAAAAAUUGGGUUCUGUAAUUUCUAACGAUCUUGUUAAUUAUUUCAUUUUUAUGGAUCGGAUUGAGUGCGUGGUUGGAUAAUAUGAUAUGGAUGUGUAAUGGAUUGAUUAUUGGAUAGUAUGAUCCAAUUAUUAUGAUUUACAUAAUAUUUGGUUGUGCUCAAACAAAUAUGGGUUGGUUUUGCAAGUUGGGUCACUAUAAUUAUUGAAAACAUUCACGUUUUGGUUGCUAAAAAUAUUUGAUUACAUUCAACGUUCCAAAAAAUUUUGGAAUCCCCUUGAAUUGUUGACAGGGCAGUACGAUGGUGAUUGUCGAAAGGUACUUCAAAGGCAAUGUACAGAAUCGGACAGAGGAGGGAAUGGAAAAUCGAACUCAGCUAGCUAUUAUUUUAAUUUUGUGCCUGUAUCUAUAAGGUGGUUUCUAAGUUUGAGAUGAUAUUUAUUGCAUUAAUAUUAUUUGUGGUGUUUUUAGAAGUUCUGGUUAUCAAAAUGUAAUUAAGGGCUCGUUUGGAGAAUUGGAGUCUAAAUUUAUAGAUUCUAGACAAUCCAAAGAUUUUAACUCUCAGGAUUGUUGAAAAAAGAUUUGAAAAUGUUCAUUGUUUGGUAACUAUGAUUGUUAACAUCCAAUAAAAAAAGAAAUUCUAUUUUUUUAUCACAUAACAUGUUUAUCCUUAACCAAAAUAAUUAGACUGGCUCGAAAAAUAUUGAGAAUUCAUUUGUAAGGGAAUUUAGUGAGAUAAAUGAAAAAAAACAAGAGAUAUAAUAGGAGGGAGAAAAUCACCAAAAUCAAGAUAUAGAAUCUCUCUAACUAUGAGAGAUUUGAUAUCUCUAGAUUUUAUAGAUUUAAAAUCUCUGAAGUUACAAUCCACGAUACAAAAAGUAACAAAAAAAAUAACAUUUUUCUAAAUCUAUGGAUUCAAUAAAUCCACGAUCCAAAUCUUGUUCUCCAAACGGCCCCUAAAAGUAAGAAAAAAAAUAGAAAGGUCAUUUUCCUUAGAUUUUGAAGGGUGCAGAUCACGGAUUCAGCCUGAGACUAUUCUUUAGGGACGAAUAAGUCUAUUAACACCGAUUCGGGCGAAAAAUAUCCGGGGCAAAUUUUGCCAGAUUCCAAAGGGGUAAGUACCAUCACCGAUUUCAGGCGAUUUAUUGGAAAUGCCAUUUUCCUUGGAUUUUGAAGGCGAUGGAUCACAGAUUCGGCCUUAGGGAACUCUCCACCAAUGAUGAAGUCUAGUAAUGGCCGAUUUGGAUAAAAAUUUUGUCGAAUU
This is a messenger RNA of Linum trigynum, 3120 nucleotides long. The record is from the annotation of a GenBank genome assembly. Lineage: Eukaryota; Viridiplantae; Streptophyta; Magnoliopsida; Malpighiales; Linaceae.